UGUCAACGCCUACUGACCCUUUAGAGGCCGUUCAUGUUAUUUUUGUACUUGCACUAUGGCCUGUUUACAGAAUGACCCUUGCUGCCUCUAAGAGGUCUGGAUCUCAGCCUAGGGACUCUGAGCUUAGAGGGCAACCUCAGCUCUAGCUGAGCAAUGACCCUUUCCUCGGAGGUCUGAAUUUAAGCUUGUAGGGGCUCCCUGUCCAAAUUUCAAUUUUGGCAAUUCUCCAUUUCUUGCUUUCUCCAGUCAAGGGAUAGUGAAGUAAUAGCUACUUCCAAUGGCUCCUGCCUGAAUGUCACCAAAUAUCAGUUACUGCUUUUAUACCUUGAUCCUUUGGGGUUGGGGGUGCUGGUGAUUGAACUUCACAUAUGCCACGCAAGCACUAUACCAUGGAUCUAUACUCCCAACCUCCCAGAUACGUCCCUUCUGUUCAAUUUGUUUUCUUCGGAUGUUUGCCAGGGAAUGGUGCCCUUUGUUAGAGGUAGUUGGGGAUGGGACCAGCGCCAGGAGCUUUGAAAAAGACAUCUCCCACACUUCAUUGCAAAAACCACAUCUGAGGUGUUCAGAGAAGCCCAAAUCCCAUAGUAUAAUCCAUUCUCUAGACUAUCAGCAACACUCUGCCGUCAGAUGUCAUAGUGAGAUCUACUCUGCAUGGCUGUGGGUAGUUCUGUUGCUACAGCUGCCACAGACAGACAUAAAGGACUCCUGAUUUUGAACAAAUGCAGCCGGCUUUUUUCCUGCCUUCUUCACUUCACCUCCCAGAAUGACUCGAGCCUGAGAAUACAGUCCUGAAUGGUUUACCUAAGUUCACUCCCUUUUCUGAGAACAGGAAAUCAAAAGCGAGCCCACCCACCUCCUCUGCUGGGCAAGGCUGCUGGAUGGUCCCCACCUGCAAAGAUGAUUUUGUGGAAGAAAGUCUGUUGGCGCUAUCAGGUGUGGACCGUGGGCUGCUACAUGCUUCUGGCCAUCAUUGCCCUGAAACUGUCCCUCAGACUGAAGUGUGACUUCAAUGUCCUAGAUCUGGACUCUAAGGAAUUUCGCAGCCAGUACUGCAGGGAUUUCCUGUACAAGAACCUGAAGUUGCCAGCAAAGACGUCCAUCAACUGUUCCGGGGUCACUCGAGGGGAGCACAAAGCGGUGAUCCAGGCUCUGCUGAAUAACCUGGAGAUUAAGAAGAAGCGGCAGCCCCUCACAGAGGUCGACUACCUUAGCAUGACAGCAGACUGCGAGCAAUUCAAGACCAAAAGGAAGUUCAUACAGUUCUCGCUGAGCAAAGGAGAGGCCGACUUCCCCAUUGCAUAUUCUAUGGUGGUCCAUGAGAAGAUCGAGAACUUUGAAAGGUUGCUGCGAGCUGUGUACGCCCGCCAGAACAUAUACUGUGUCCAUGUGGACCAGAAGUCCCCGGAAAUCUUCAAGCAGGCAGUCAGAGCCAUUGCAUCAUGCUUCCCAAAUGUCUUCAUAGCUAGUAAGCUGGUGUCAGUGGUCUAUGCUUCCUGGUCCAGGGUACAGGCUGACCUGAACUGCAUGGAAGACUUGCUCCAGAGCUCCGUGCCAUGGAAAUACCUCCUGAACACCUGUGGGACAGACUUUCCCAUCAAGACAAAUGCUGAGAUGGUCCAGGCCCUCAAGCUUUUGAAUGGGCAGAACAGCAUGGAGUCAGAGGUACCACCGCCACAUAAAACAUUACGCUGGAAAUACCGAUAUGAAGUGAAAGACACAUUGUACAUAACCAACAAGAGGAAAACCCCUCCACCAAAUAACAUAACCAUAUUCACUGGGAAUGCCUACAUGGUGGCUUCUCGAGACUUCAUUGAACAGGUAUUAAACAACUCCAAAGCCCAACAACUAAUUGAAUGGGUAAAAGACACCUAUAGUCCUGAUGAACACCUAUGGGCCACCCUCCAGCGUGCCUCAUGGAUGCCUGGAUCAGCUCCCUUGCACCACAAAUUUGACCUCUCAGACAUGAGAUCUAUUGCGAGGCUAACCAAGUGGCAGAGCCACGAGGGAGACAUUGAGAGGGGGGCGCCCUACACACCUUGCUCAGGCAUCCACCAGCGGGCUGUCUGUAUUUAUGGAUCUGGGGACCUGCACUGGCUACUUCAGAACCAUCAUCUCUUGGCCAACAAGUUUGACCCAAAGGUAGACGAUAACGUCCUUCAGUGUUUAGAAGAAUAUCUACGUCACAAAGCCAUCUAUGGGACCGAACUGUGACAUCCUGCAAGACGAUCGCUACCUGUAUGGCAGGACAAUGCCAGGCCUUACUGGGGCAAUAUGGAGUGGGCACCUAGGGCUCUGGACUCCAUGUGUCCCCUAGGACGAGGGGGCUGCUAUGGGAGCAUGGGUAAGUAGAUCUCUGUGCCCUGUGAACUGCUGCUGAUGACUGUGGCUACUCUCCAGUCCUCUCCCCAAGAGCCCCUUUGGCUUUCUCACAGAGCCAGAACCACAACUACUGCUAUUUGGGAGAGUAAGGGAGGACCACGUGGCCAGGAACUCUAGGUUUUGACUGCAGGUUUGUUGGGGUCAUGGGAGAAUUUUAGCAGAAAGAGCCCUCCCCUUUUGUACUGUUAAUUUAAAAUAAAAAUCUUCCAAGCCAAAGUCCUAUCCCUACAGUGUUGUCUAUGAAUCCAGAAAUAAUCUGAACAGAUAAAAUGUGUGAGACUUUUCUCAUGUGCUGAGGACAGUCUCUAGAGAAGUCCCCAUGGCAAGCUGUGUAUCACAGAGCUAAUUCUCUCAUUACAGAAAGCCUUCCUAAUUUUGUUUACACUGGCAGAUUCUAACUUUUCCAGAAGGCAAAGGACAGAGUGAUUUAACUAGUAUGACAACUAUGUAUGUGUUUAGGAGAAACCCAUGGUGGCUUCAAGGCCAAAACUUACCAUCCUGUACCGGCAGCCAUUUCACAGGAGCUCAUUUGGGUAGGGGGAGAGGCUGCACUGUUAAUUAGGCUGGAAAAUGAAAGCAAACUCUGUCUUGCUAAAUCAAGAUGCCUGAGUAUAUUGUUUAAGUGUCUUGAAUGAAAGCUGCUUUAUUAUGUGAGUAUCAGGCUUACUAUUUGCCAUUCUGUAGAUAAUGUGUUUCCUUGUAGGGACACAGUGAUGUGUGUACAUAUAGAUAUAUAAAUGCUAAAGUGUGUACAUUUACAGGUAUAUAUAUUCCCUUGUGAAACAUCUUCCUCUUUGAAGACCCAGAGCUAACUAUUGGCCAGUAUGCAUUCUAUUCUGUAAUGACCAAAGGGCACUAAAAACUAUAGGUGGAAUCCUUGAACACGGUAUAGCUGACUUUCUGUGUACAUGUCCCAGAAGAGGGCUUUAUGUACAAAUUUUCAUGAGUAAUGUGAAUUAGGUUCACAUCAAUAUGUUAGGAUGUUAACAUGUUUCUUCAUCUCAAGUCCUGAUCCAGUUAAUGCUUUCUCUCUACAACCAACUUUUACUGUAGCCCACAUCUUUAUAAGAGUUAGUGUGUGACUGGAAUUUCUUUCAGUUUUGAGGCAGAGUUUCUCCAUACAGCCAUGACUGCUCUACAGUCCUCUAUGUCCUGGAACUCCUUCUGUAGGCCAGGCUGGACUCAAACUCAGAGAUCCAUUUGCCUCUGCCUCCCCAGCACUAGGAUUAAAGGGGUGCAUUACUGUGCCUGGUGGGAUUUUCUAUUUCACAAUGAGAAAUCCACUCCCUCCUUUUUUUAAAGAUUGGUCUCCCUGAGUAAUGGGCAUUGUCACUACAAACUUACUCAAGAACCUUUGGCUCUUGCUCCCAGCCUUACCUCAAAGGUGACUAGUGGUUUACAGAUUGGUGAUUGUGUCAUGACAUCUGUUGCCAGAAGCAGUGACUAUUCCAGGUCCUCCCCAGAGGAGGAAGGAAGAGGAGCUGCUGCCCUGUGAGAUAGAUGUGUGUAGAAACACCUCCCAGAAGAUACAUGUCUUCAAGGCCAAAGUUCCCUGAAAGCUUUCAAGACUGAGCUGUAGCUUUUCACAUAAAUACAUUCAAGCUAUUGGUCUAUGAACUUGUCAUUUCUGGGAAACAAGUUUCUGGAAUUUUCCAAGAGUCAGGUGGAUGAAAGUAAGGUUUUUUUUGUUUGUUUGUUUGUUUUAAACAGCAUGAGGUCAUCAAAUCAGAAGGAGCAAACUUCACCUUGUUUAAUGUACUUUCAAGGUCACACAGGGAAGCCAGCAGCACAUCUGUUGAUUUUUCUUUUUCGAGUGUUAUCUGUUUAACCUUUCUCUGGAAAGGAAUAGCCUUGUAAAUGAAUCGAGCUAUUAUGCUUGUAUCACCUCUAAGGCUUAAAUUUCCUCCUCAUUCUGAUGUGUGGCCACUACUGAGCUAUAUUUUAAUAACUGUGUCUUUGUUGCAUGUGCGACUCACUAUAUUUGUUCUUGGUUUAGUGAAAGUCUAUUGGGAAAAGAAAAAGCAGUUAUUAACUUUGGGGCAUAUAAUUUAUUUGGAGAGGUCAGGUGAAUUAUUUAAAAAUGGAGAGCAAUAUCUUGCCUAUUUAAAGUACCUUUACUGACUAAACCAAAGAUCUACCCUUAUGUAUUCUACUUAGUCAUUAUUUAUUGCAAAGGUGAAUAAGUUGAUGUACUGGCAACCAAUAAAAUAAUUCAUUCUACAGUUA
This is a messenger RNA of Mesocricetus auratus (golden hamster), 4605 nucleotides long. RefSeq names its product glucosaminyl (N-acetyl) transferase 3, mucin type (gene Gcnt3). Gene Ontology annotation, cellular component: membrane. Bases 793 to 2211 code for a protein of 472 amino acids. Lineage: Eukaryota; Metazoa; Chordata; Mammalia; Rodentia; Cricetidae. The record is from RefSeq and is a predicted model, not a curated record. The transcript is spliced from 3 exons. Gene Ontology annotation, molecular function: acetylglucosaminyltransferase activity.